Messenger RNA from Solanum tuberosum (potato), 1689 nucleotides. Its product is annotated as patellin-6. The transcript has 5 exons. The coding region runs from base 195 to 1475 and encodes 426 amino acids. The record is from RefSeq and is a predicted model, not a curated record. Gene Ontology annotation, molecular function: lipid binding. NCBI's taxonomy places the organism in Eukaryota, Viridiplantae, Streptophyta, Magnoliopsida, Solanales, Solanaceae.
AGUCUUGAAAAAUGCAGGAUUCACAUUUGAAAACUUUGAAAGUGAACCGCGGCUACAGAAGAAGUAAUAAAUUAUAGCCCCAAAUUGAAACAUUUCCACUCAAACUUCUUCUUUCAUCUUUGUCUCUGUUUUCCAAGUCCCUUUCUUUCCCCAUAUCUCUUCUCUUGUCCCUCACUAAGCACACAUAAAAAAAAAUGGAUUCUUCCUCCCCCAUUUCUGUUAAAAAAGCUCUAAAAUCCCAAGAAUCAGCUCCACAAUCUUCACCAAAGCCACAAUCUUUGAAGAAAAGCUUUGUCACUUCUCUAAUGGAAGCAACUACUUUACGCACCCCAUCUUUUAAAGAAGACUCUUACUUCACUUCCCACCUUAAACCCUCUGAGAAGAAAGCAUUACAAGAAUUGAAAGACAAGCUUCAAGCUGCUGCUUCUUCUUCUUGUUGUUCCAUGUGGGGUAUUCCACUUUUAGGUGGAGAUGAAAAGGCUGAUGUCAUUCUCUUGAAAUUCCUCAGAGCAAGGGAUUUUAAGGUUUCAGAUUCACUUCAUAUGUUGGAAAAGUGUCUUUCUUGGAGGAAAGAGUUUGGUGCUGACACCAUUUUGGAAGGAGAUUUUUCAGGAUUUAAAGAACUUGAAGGAGUUGUUGCUUAUAUGAAUGGUUAUGAUAGAGAUGGACACCCUGUUUGUUACAAUGCUUAUGGGGUUUUUAAAGAUAAAGAAAUGUAUGAAAGAAUCUUUGGAGAUGAAGAAAAAUUGAAAAAAUUCUUGAGAUGGAGAGUUCAAGUUCUUGAAAGAGGAAUUGAACAGCUACAUUUCAAGCCUGGUGGAAUUAAUUCCAUUAUUCAGGUAACUGAUCUCAAAGAUAUGCCUAAGAGAGAACUAAGGGUUGCUUCAAAUCAGAUUUUAUCUCUUUUUCAAGACAAUUACCCUGAAAUGGUUGCUCGUAAGAUAUUUAUCAAUGUGCCAUGGUACUUCAGUGUGUUGUAUUCAAUGUUUAGUCCAUUUCUGACUCAAAGAACCAAGAGCAAGUUUGUGAUAGCCAAGGAGGGAAAUGUUGCUGAGACAUUAUACAAAUUCAUAAGGCCUGAGGAUAUACCUGUUCAGUAUGGUGGAUUGAGUAGACCUACUGAUUUACAAAAUGGCCCCCCAAAACCAGCUUCUGAGUUUACUGUCAAAGGAGGAGAGAAAGUCAAUAUUCAAAUUGAAGGCAUUGAGGGUGGUGCAACAAUAACAUGGGAUAUUGUAGUAGGAGGAUGGGACUUGGAGUACAGUGCAGAAUUUGUACCAAAUGGUGAAGGCAGUUACACCAUUGCUGUGGAGAAACCAAGGAAAAUUGCAGCCAAUGAAGAGGCAAUUCACAAUUCAUUCACUUCAAAAGAAGCUGGAAAAAUGGUGCUUUCUGUAGACAACACUGCCUCUCGAAAGAGAAAAGUUGCAGCCUAUCGAUACAUCGUCCGCAAAUCUGCAACUAUUUCAGCCUAAAAUGAAGCAAAUCUAUGGUUUUUUUUUACUCGCUUUAUCUAGGAGUACCUUGUUUUUACAUUUUGUUGAUGAAUGUUUGGGCAAGUUAGUAGUAAUAUGUUAUGUGAUAGUGCCCUAGUAUGAAUGAUAUGAAUGUAUAAAUGGUGGUAUUAUAUUGCUUAUUAGUACUACUAAAACUAAUAUGAAGUGAAAAAGCAUUAAUUAACUUUGCUAA